AUAUCACCGGACGUGGACUUUCAGGAUCCUCCCCGCAUGUCCGAAUCUCGAAUCGAACAAGAGAUGUUGGAUUAUGGUUUCCUAACUGGCGAAGAUCUUGAUCUUAUGACUCAUGGGAGUGCCCUACCAAAUCUCGGAUCCAAUUUCCAUAGCCCAGAAGCCCUCUUUGCUGCCGUCGAUCAUUUUGGCGCAUAUAACAGAGCUACUGCUGCAGGCUCACGUCCACUCACACCUCAUGCAGCUCACCAUCUACCACCUGAUGCUGAACAACGUCGAUUCGAGCGUGACCUUGUGAAUGCUAUUGAAGAAAUGCAACACCAAGAGGAAUCAGUUCUCGAAGACAAUGAUGAUGAACUGGAUCACAUCGAUAUCAAUAUCAAUGCACAAUUUGAUUAUCCAGACGAUGACAUAGAUAAUGAGAUAACAGCACCAGAUGUGGCCGAUGAAGACGAUCCUGAUCCUUUCAUGCCAGACGAAGGUUUCGCCUCAACAGAUAAUUCAAAUCUCACUGAGGUCCCCCUGCAUUUGAUCACCAUAUAUGCGCUUGUCACCUGGCUGCACUUGCAAUUCCACCUCCCUUGUGUUGCUUGUAAUGCACUGCUG
Molecule: messenger RNA, 603 nt
Organism: Suillus paluster
Lineage: Eukaryota; Fungi; Basidiomycota; Agaricomycetes; Boletales; Suillaceae
Exons: 1
Source: RefSeq, a predicted model, not a curated record